UAACAGGAAAAUAGACAAAAUUUUCUAAUGGUCUCUUUGACACAGUAAUCUUUGUUAUUACAGAUACCAAAAUCUUUACCUAACACAAAUACAGCAUAUUUCAGUGUAAUUCUUUCUACUUAAACUGAUUUUAAAAUGGAUUGAAGGAAGCAUGCGACAUACAGUUGAUAACCAGUAACUUCCAGAUGGCCAGAUCAGAACCUCAGGACAGAAAUUACGAUAAUGUGGUAAAGAUGGUAGAGGACCUGAACAGAGACUUAGAGAAACUCCUGGAGGAAAUGGAAAAAAUGACAGUGCAGGCAACCUGGAUGGCAUAUGACAUGGUAGUAAUGCGUACCAACCCAGACCUGGCCAAUUCCAUGAGGCGUCUGGAAGAUGCCUUCCUGAAUUGCAAAGAAGAGAUGGAGAAAAAAUGGCAAGAGGUGCUAAGGGAAUCUAAAGGUGAAGAGCAAAAAAAGGAAUAAAUUAGUCAUGCUGUCACAGCUACAUCCCUUGGAAAAUCUCUCUAGUCUUUUUGUUUUCCAGCCAUGGAGGUUCCACAAACACCAUGGAAAAUGGAUUGCCAUUCAUUUUACUAUGAAAUACUUAUGUGUAUACAUUUAUGGAAAUAUUUUGAUGAGUAUACAUACAUGUAUUAAUAUUGUUGAAUAUACAAGGUAACAAUGUGUCUAUUUGUAUUGCAUUCAUCAGCCAUCUUUGUAGUGUAUGUGCAUAUACAACUUAUUUUCUGGAAGAUCACUCUCACUUCAGUCAGUAUGUGCACAUGGAAUAGUUUGACCUCUGAAUAAAUGUGUUGGGCAAGAAA
This is a messenger RNA of Oxyura jamaicensis (ruddy duck), 805 nucleotides long. It is a transcript of the gene SYCE3, whose product is annotated as synaptonemal complex central element protein 3. NCBI's taxonomy places the organism in Eukaryota, Metazoa, Chordata, Aves, Anseriformes, Anatidae. The coding region runs from base 186 to 464 and encodes 92 amino acids. The transcript is spliced from 3 exons. Gene Ontology annotation, cellular component: central element. Gene Ontology annotation, biological process: spermatogenesis; synaptonemal complex assembly; reciprocal meiotic recombination. The record is from RefSeq and is a predicted model, not a curated record.